CCUUAAAAGGGUCUCCGAGGGACCCGGAGCCCGAGAAGGGGAGAUGGAAUGACCUACGAUGAUCAGGUCGCCAGGGGUGCUCCCGCGCUCCUGAGCGCAGCGGAAUUCAGAACUGCGGGGCGAGGCUGCCGUCCAGUGUUGAUGUCACACAGCUCGGCCCAAUGAGCACAGACGCCAAGCUGGCCAGUGGCUGUCCAUUCUGCUGCUCCGGAGGGGCCGCGAGCUCUCCAAACGGACACCUUAGCCGCUCCCCCAAGGACAGAAUUUCCUGGCGUGAGGAAUGCCUGAUAAGAUGUGCUGCUCCCGGAAGUUUGUUUUAAUUGUGUGUUUUCUUUCCUGCUGGCUUCCAUCCUGCAGUGGCGACCUGGACAGCAAAACUUCUGAAGUCCUCUCCAUAGCCAUGAUCAGCAUUGGCGCCGGCAUCCUGGUGGCCCUGCUCGCGCUGAUAGGUGUCAUCAGCUGUCUUUACUUCAAAGUGGCCAAGGCAUUGAAAGUUUCAAAACCACCUUUUUGUUUGGCCUUAAAAAAUCAUCCAUCCGUGGUCACCCAGGACAAGAUCACCGCGGCCCCGUCCAUCACCACCGGCUACUACCCCAACCUCCAGUUCUGCGAGGAGUGCCCCUUGUUCACCGACUUCGACUGCCUGCCACCAUGCUUCUGCGAUGUGAACGAGGGCCUCUGACUCAGGUGGGCACGGAUCCUUCAGGAGCCAUCUUUCCUUCUUAGUAGCAUGUUUUAUUAUUCAA
Messenger RNA from Myotis myotis, 746 nucleotides. Its product is annotated as protein FAM24B-like. Bases 281 to 682 code for a protein of 133 amino acids. The record is from RefSeq and is a predicted model, not a curated record. The transcript is spliced from 3 exons. Lineage: Eukaryota; Metazoa; Chordata; Mammalia; Chiroptera; Vespertilionidae.